This is a messenger RNA of Musca domestica (house fly), 5086 nucleotides long. RefSeq lists its product as uncharacterized. The record is from RefSeq and is a predicted model, not a curated record. Gene Ontology annotation, molecular function: single-stranded DNA endonuclease activity; RNA endonuclease activity; nucleic acid binding. Gene Ontology annotation, cellular component: nucleus; mitochondrial inner membrane. Lineage: Eukaryota; Metazoa; Arthropoda; Insecta; Diptera; Muscidae. The coding region runs from base 80 to 5020 and encodes 1646 amino acids. The transcript has a single exon. Gene Ontology annotation, biological process: apoptotic DNA fragmentation.
GGCCGCUAUAGGUGGCGAAAGUUAAAGAAAUUUGAAAGACAGAGAGAGAAAAAAAUAACCGAAGAAAAACUGCGAAGUAAUGAAAACUUUAACAUUUUGGGUAGCUAGUCUACUGUGCCUGAGUGCGGUGGUUCAGGCGGGAAUAAUUCAAAAACGGGAGAAUAACUAUGUGUCGGAGGGUCCUGAUUUAACAACAACCACUACAGGCAUCCCACCAGUUUACACCACCCUAACAACGGAGGCUCCUGGUAAUACCACCCAGAAUCCUUGGACCACUGAGGGUCCAGGAUCAAACAAUAGCACCACAACUGCUAAACCCCCUGUGGCGAAUACAACUUCCAGCCCUCCUGUAACAGAGGGUCCUGGCCCCGAGUACGGAGGAGUUGUGGUUUAUGGUGAUUGCUCAUUUCGUGUUAGCGGAGACUUAAAUGAUCCAGCUCCCCUAUUUUCGAAGAGUGGUGCCCUGGAAUGGCUUGUACCAAAUCCUGAGGGAAUUGUGAAAAUCCGCAAUGGAGAUUACAUUGAUAUGUACUGCAGUGAAUCGUUUGUGGGUCCCUAUGAAAAUGUGACGAAAAUUACUGCUCAAUGUCUGCAGGGCCUGUACUUUUUGGUGGAUGGUAUUAUACGUCCAUUUAACAAUUUUAGUUGUACGGAUUGGCCGAUAUAUACCGCACGCCGGACUGGACGCACUUGCAGUGGUGGUACGGAUCUUUUGGAGGUGGGAUUUGAGGUCAGUGAUGGUUUCCUGCAAACCAUGGAUAUUUGCCACGAUGAAGUGAAUGAAGUUACCCGUUAUGUCCACCAUGUCUUGAAUCCAUCCAGUGCCUCAUAUCAGAGAUCUGUGGCUAGACCACGUUUUAUAGAGGGUGACUUUUACAAAGGCAAGAAUGUGGAUAAUCUGUAUACCAAGGUCCAACAGAAUAUUACGAUAAGUAAAAUUUUGGGUAUGGAUGCCUCGCCGUACUUCAAUGAUUCCAUUGAUAUCUAUAUGGCCCGUGGUCAUAUGGCUGCCAAGACGGAUUUCAUUUUUGGUUCUCCCCAAAGGGCCACCUUCUUCUUUGUCAAUGUGGGCCCCCAGUGGCAGGCUUUCAAUGGUGGCAACUGGGAAAGAGUUGAGGAUGGUGUGAGGAAAUAUGUGGCCAAGGAAAAUUUAACCGUUGAUUGCUACACUGGUAUCUGGGGAGUAUCGACCUUGCCCGAUGUGAAUGGCACCCAACAGGAGUUGUAUUUGGCUUUUGAUGAAAACAAUAAUGGCUUGAUCCCAGUACCUAAAAUCUACUUCCGUGUGGUAAUUGAUCGUGCUACACGUAAAGGUAUUGUCCUGAUUGGUGUUAAUAAUCCCCAUGCCUCGCUGGAACAAAUCAAGGAGGAAUAUUUGAUCUGUGAAGAUAUCGGUGAUAAGAUCGAUUGGAUUCAAUGGGCCAAGGAGGAUUUGUAUAAGGGUUACUCCUAUGCCUGUUCGGUGCCUGAUUUUAUUAAGGUUGUCAAACAUUUGCCCUUGGAGGAUUUGGAAACAUCAGGAAUUCUGGGAAUUGAGGAAGAUAAAGGAGAUGAGGGCUGCUCUUUCCGUGUCACCGGAGAUUUGAAGGAUCCAGCUCCACUCUUUAGCCAUGCGGGAAAUCUUCAAUGGGUUGUGCCCAAUCCCAGUGGUGUGGUGGAAUUAAAAUCUGGAGAGUCAUUGGAUAUGUAUUGUUCGGAAUCAUUUGUGGGUGCCUUUGAAAAUAGGACCAAAGUCUCUGCCGAAUGCCAGAGUGGCUUCACUUAUCUGGUUGGUGGUCAAAAGUUCAACUUCAGCGAUUUCAGCUGCACAGAGUGGCCAGUUUACACAGCACGUAGAACUGGACGCAAUUGCAAUGGUGGUACGGAUCUAUUGGAGGUUGGCUUUGAGGUCAGUGAUGGUUUCCUACAGACCAUGGAUAUUUGUCACGAUGAAGUCAAUGAAGUUACCCGUUAUGUCCAUCAUGUCUUGAAUCCAUCCAGUGCCUCAUAUCAGAGAUCUGUGGCUAGGCCACGUUUUAUUGAGGGUGACUUUUACAAAGGUAAGAAUGUGGAUAACCUGUAUACCAAGGUGCAACAAAACAUAACCAUUAGCAAAAUUUUGGGUAUGGAUGCUUCACCGUACUUCAAUGAUUCCAUUGACAUCUAUAUGGCCCGAGGACAUAUGGCUGCCAAGACGGAUUUCAUUUUUGGAGCUCCCCAAAAGGCCACCUUCUUCUUUGUCAAUGUCGGCCCUCAAUGGCAGGCCUUCAAUGGUGGCAACUGGGAAAGGGUUGAGGAUGGUGUCCGCAAAUAUGUGGCCAAGGAAAAUUUAACCGUCGAUUGCUACACUGGCAUCUGGGGAGUAUCGACCUUGCCCGAUGUGAAUGGCGCCCAACAGGAGUUGUAUUUGGCGUUUGAUGAAAACAACAAUGGAUUGAUUCCCGUACCCAAAAUCUACUUCCGUGUGGUUAUUGAUCGUGCUACGCGCAAGGGUAUUGUCCUGAUUGGUGUUAAUAAUCCCCAUGCCACGCUGCAGCAAAUCAAGGAGGAAUAUGUGAUCUGUGAAGAUAUUGGAGAUAAAAUCGAUUGGAUUCAAUGGGCCAAGGAGGAUUUGUAUAAAGGCUACUCCUAUGCCUGUUCAGUGCCUGAUUUCAUUAAGGUUGUCAAAAAUUUGCCCUUGGAGGAUUUGGAAACAUCAGGAAUUCUGGGAAUUGAGGAAAAUAAAGGAGACGAGGGCUGCUCAUUCCGGGUCACAGGAGAUUUAAAGGACCCAGCUCCACUCUUUAACCAUGCGGGAAAUCUUCAAUGGGUUGUGCCCAAUCCCAGUGGUGUGGUGGAAUUAAAAUCUGGAGAGUCAUUGGAUAUGUAUUGUUCGGAGUCAUUUGUGGGUGCUUUUGAAAAUAGGACCAAAGUUUCGGCGGAAUGUCACAGUGGCUUCACUUAUCUGGUUGGAGGCCAAAAAUAUAACUUCAGCGAUUUUAGCUGCACAGAUUGGCCGAUAUAUACCGCACGCCGAACUGGACGCAAUUGCAGUGGUGGUACGGAUCUUUUGGAGGUUGGUUUUGAGGUCAGUGAUGGUUUCCUACAGACCAUGGAUAUUUGUCACGAUGAAGUGAAUGAAGUUACCCGUUAUGUCCACCAUGUCUUGAACCCAUCCAGUGCCUCAUAUCAGAGAUCGGUGGCUAGGCCACGUUUCAUUGAGGGUGACUUUUACAAGGGAAAGAAUGUGGAUAACCUGUAUACCAAAGUGCAACAGAACAUAACCAUCAGUAAAAUUUUGGGCAUGGAUGCCUCGCCGUACUUCAAUGAUUCCAUUGACAUCUAUAUGGCCCGAGGACACAUGGCUGCUAAGACAGAUUUCAUUUUUGGAGCUCCCCAAAAGGCCACCUUCUUCUUUGUCAAUGUGGGCCCCCAGUGGCAGGCUUUCAAUGGUGGAAACUGGGAAAGGGUUGAGGAUGGUGUCCGCAAAUAUGUGGCCAAGGAAAAUUUAACCGUUGACUGCUACACUGGCAUCUGGGGAGUAUCGACCUUGCCCGAUGUGAAUGGCACCCAACAGGAGUUGUAUUUGGCUUUUGAUGAAAACAAUAAUGGUUUGAUCCCCGUACCGAAAAUCUACUUCCGUGUGGUUAUUGAUCGUGCCACGCGCAAAGGUAUUGUCCUGAUUGGUGUUAAUAAUCCCCAUGCCUCGCUGCAGCAAAUCAAGGAGGAAUAUUUGAUCUGUGAAGAUAUUGGUGAUAAGAUCGAUUGGAUUCAAUGGGCCAAGGAGGAUUUGUAUAAGGGUUAUUCUUAUGCCUGUUCGGUGCCUGAUUUCAUUAAGGUGGUUAAACAUUUGCCCUUGGAGGAUUUGGAAACAUCUGGAAUUUUGGGUAUUACCCAAGAUCCAGAUGUGGCUGAUGAGGGCUGUUCAUUCCGUGUCACCGGAGAUUUGAAGGAUCCAGCUCCUUUAUUUGCCAAUUUCGGUACACUUGAAUGGCUGGAACCCAACAGCAGUGGUGUGGUGGAAUUGAAAUCCGGCGAUGCGAUUGAUAUGUACUGCUCCAAGUCGUUUGUUGCUCCCUUUACAAAUCAGGUGAAGUUGUCGGCUCAGUGCCUGGGUGGCUUCACCUAUUUGGUGGAAGGCCAGAAAUACAAUUUCAGCGAUUUCAGUUGCAGUGCCUGGCCUGUCUAUACCGCACGCAGGACUGGACGCAGUUGUAAUGGCGGCACCGAUCUCUUGGAGGUGGGAUUUGAUGUCAGUGAGGGCUUUCUGAAAACCAUGGAUAUUUGCCAUGAUGAGAUCAAUGAAGUCACACGUUAUGUCCAUCAUGUGUUGACCCCUUCCAGCAAUGGCUAUCAGCGUUCGGUCAAUCGUCCCAGUUUUAAACCAGGCGACUUCUAUGCUGGCAAAAAUGUCGAUCAACUUUAUACUCAGGUCCAACAGAACCAAACCAUUAGCAAUAUUUUGGGCAUGGAUGCCUCGCCGUAUUUUGAGGGUUCCAAUAUUUAUUUGGCCCGCGGCCACAUGGCGGCCAAAGUGGAUUUCAUUUUUGGUUCUCCCCAGAGGGCAACCUUUUACUUUGUCAAUGCCGCUCCCCAAUGGCAGGCCUUUAAUGCUGGAAACUGGGAACGCGUUGAGGAUGGGGUAAGGAAAUAUGUUGUCGAUCAACAAUUGACUGUGGAUUGUUAUACCGGCAUCUGGGGUGUUGCCACUUUGCCGGAUGUCAAUGGCGAACAACGGGAAUUGUAUUUGGCUUUCGAUGAAAACAACAAUGGUUUGAUCCCUGUACCCAAAAUCUAUUUCCGCAUUGUGAUUGAUCGUGCCAGCCGCAAGGGUAUUGUUCUGAUUGGUGUCAAUAAUCCUCACGCGUCGCUGGAACAGAUUAUGCAGGAGUAUGUCAUUUGUGAAGAUAUUGGUGAUUACAUCGAUUGGAUCAAUUGGAAAAAGGAUGAUUUGAUCAAGGGUUAUUCCUAUGCCUGUUCAGUGCCAGAUUUCAUCAAGGUUGUCAAACAUUUGCCGCUGGACGAUUUGGAAACUUUGGGUGUUUUGGGUGUUAGCGAAUAAAUCUGGCAGCACUGGUGGAAUUUAAUUUUUGUUAUAAAAUUUUCAUCAACAAUAAAUGAAAUUGUU